AUGAAAGUAUCCACAGUUGAUAAUAUUAAAUCAGGUUUCUGUCACGGUCUCUGGCCGUCUGAAGAAGUGCUGGCUUACUACUGCCUAAAGCACAACGAAAUGUUCAGGGACCUUGCUGUGUGUGAGCUAGGGGGUGGCAUGACAUGCUUGGCUGGGCUCAUGGUUGCUAUUUCUGCAGAUGUCAAAGAAGUUCUGUUAACUGAUGGAAAUGAAAAGGCCAUCAAAAAUGUACGUGACAUCAUCACAAGAAACCAAAAUGCAGGAGUAUUUAAGGCGCAAAAAGUGUCAAGUCGCAUUUUACGAUGGGAUAAUGAGACAGAUGUCUCUCAACUGGAAGGACAUUUUGACAUUGUUAUGUGUGCUGACUGCCUGUUUCUGGACCAGUACAGAGCUAGCCUUGUUGAUGCAAUAAAGAGAUUACUCCAACCCAGUGGAAAAGCAAUGGUAUUUGCUCCACUCAGAGGGAAUACUUUAAACCAGUUUUGCAAUCUAGCUGAAAAAGCUGGUUUCUCUAUCCAAAGACAUGAAAAUUAUGAUGAACACAUUUCGAACUUCCACUCCAAGUUGAAAAAUGAAGAAAAAGAUACAUAUGAGGAAAACCUUCAUUAUCCUUUUCUUCUUGUUUUAACCAAACACAGAUAGAAGAUUUGUUUGUCUUAAGAUGGACUGCUGAAAAAAAAAUCAUGUACAGGAAUGGUUGGGAGAUGAGAGGGAUUCUGCUUUCUCACCUAUUGUUCCUGAGUGAUCAUUGCAGAAAUAUUUCUAAUCGAAGCACUGAAAAAGAUAUUGUGKUUUUUUUUCAUAUAUCACUGUGUAUAAACGUUGAGGCAUCUAUCUGGUAUUAUUUUACAACUUAUUUUUCCAAUUGUAUUCCUGCCUAAAAUCAAUGGGACUUCAUUGUAAACAUUAACAAAGGUGUAAAUCUUCCAUCUCUCUUGUGCCUUUAAACUUGCAUGCACUUUUGCUAAUCUCUUCAAAUGUUAUUUUGGGGUUCUGUUUGAAAAUACAUGAAUAAUGUGUUUUGUGGUAGUAUAUAGUUGUCUGUAGAGGAGUUGCAUUUUCCUUUAAUCAGGAAGGCAAUACUUUUCUUAAAAUCUUUAAAGAGGGCAUGUAUUGCAGCCUAGGAUUUUUCUGUCUUUCUUGAAAUUCCGCUGUUGAUUGUUCUAUCCGUUCAGAAUUGAAAUGUCCAAAUUUGCUUCAGU
Messenger RNA from Nothoprocta perdicaria, 1202 nucleotides. RefSeq names its product calmodulin-lysine N-methyltransferase (gene CAMKMT). The transcript has 9 exons. Gene Ontology annotation, molecular function: calmodulin-lysine N-methyltransferase activity. Lineage: Eukaryota; Metazoa; Chordata; Aves; Tinamiformes; Tinamidae. The coding region runs from base 1 to 642 and encodes 213 amino acids. The record is from RefSeq and is a predicted model, not a curated record. Gene Ontology annotation, cellular component: cytoplasm.